GAUUACUGGAAAGCGCAUUUCCUUCUCUGGAACUGAGCUGGAUGUGUACAAAAGGCAAACAGGGCAUCACAACACGCUUCGUGUAAGGAUCGACUCCUACUUGCUCUCAGCAGUGCCACAGCAAUAUGUCCCUAGCCCCAGAAACGUUGGGAGAUACCACCGAUGCGUCCUCCUUCUUACAUCUUAACCCGCCUUUCCGUGCGGAGCAUGUGGGCUCCCUGUUGCGUUCUGCUUCCUUGCUGGAAAGGCGAGCUCAAUUCCAAACGAGUGCUUGCACGGCAGAAGAACUUCGAGCUGCCGAAGAUGCUGCCAUCGCCGAUGCCGUGAAGCUCCAGCAAGGAGCCUUCUAUGAGGGUAUCUUCGAGCAGUUUAGCGGCAUGUCAAACAUUGUUCGUCCUAUUGAGACGUUCAAAGCGUACCUCCCCUACGUCCAAUUUUUCAUCUAUGCAGGGUUCAAAGAAGUGCCAUCUAUCUACUGCACAGGUAAGAUCCAAUGGCCGGAAGGAGGCGUCCAUCUCCGGGAUUUCGAAUACCUGAAGAGUUUGGUUCAACCUCAGGAUAUCAAGAAACUGAAGGUCACCGUCUGCGGACCAACGUGGAUGCAUUUACGGCAUGGUUCCGAUAAUACCUACGACACUGCUGUGUACAAGACGGAUGACGCGUACUUUGCCGACCUGGUGCAGGCAUACCGAGAAGAACUCCGUGCUUUGUACGCAAGCGGCUGUCGGAACAUCCAAUUUGACGAUCCUACGUUUGCCUUCUUCUGUGCCGACUCGACGGUUGAGGGCAUGAAGAAGGCGGGUGUCAACUGGGAGAAGUUACUAGACACGUACAUACGUGUCUACAACGACAUUCUGCAAGACCGCCCUGGGGACCUUACUGUCUGUCUUCAUACCUGCCGUGGUAAUUACAAGGUGCGCGCCGCUAGGACAUCACCUGCCCCACUGGGUUUGCACUAUUGCGAAGGGGGUUACGAUCGCAUAGCCCAGAAAUUUUUCAACGAAUUGAAGGUGGACUGCUAUUACCUGGAGUACGACACGGAGCGAGCUGGCGAUCUGGAACCUCUGAAAUAUCUGCCGCAGAACAAGAUCGUCGUGCUAGGCCUUGUCACCACCAAGAAGGGACAGCUUGAGACUGUCGAAGAGCUGCGGGAUGCUAUCAACGAGGCGGCAGACCUCAUUGCGCAGGGCAAUUUUAAGCGCUCCAGAGCGUAUGCGCUGAACCAGAUCUGUAUCAGCCCGCAGUGCGGGUUUGCCUCUGUGGCCGAGGGCAACCCUAUCACGGAGGAGGAACAACGGGCAAAGUUGGCCCUUGUCGUCGAGGCGGCGAAGAAGAUCCUGGAGUAAAUUCGGCUCUGUUUCGUAGAGGGGCUGUGUGGCUGUGUGGUGUCCGAUCUGGCCUUGUGCCUUGUACAAUGUUCAUACUAGUAGCUGUGCAACGAACUCCUGGUUGACGGAAGUGAAGUCG
Molecule: messenger RNA, 1467 nt
Organism: Phanerochaete carnosa HHB-10118-sp
Lineage: Eukaryota; Fungi; Basidiomycota; Agaricomycetes; Polyporales; Phanerochaetaceae
Exons: 12
Coding region: 126-1346 (406 amino acids)
Molecular function (GO): 5-methyltetrahydropteroyltriglutamate-homocysteine S-methyltransferase activity; zinc ion binding
Source: RefSeq, a predicted model, not a curated record